Syngnathoides biaculeatus (alligator pipefish) is the source of this 1939-nucleotide messenger RNA. RefSeq names its product caytaxin-like. Gene Ontology annotation, cellular component: cytoplasm. NCBI's taxonomy places the organism in Eukaryota, Metazoa, Chordata, Actinopteri, Syngnathiformes, Syngnathidae. The transcript is spliced from 14 exons. The coding region runs from base 310 to 1347 and encodes 345 amino acids. Gene Ontology annotation, biological process: apoptotic process. The record is from RefSeq and is a predicted model, not a curated record.
AGCACACAAGCGAGGAGGCGGGAAUGAAUAAAGACUAGUGAUGCGCGGACGGUCAAAAAAGAGGAAAAGUCGACAGACAAAGCAGUCAAAUGUGUCUUUGUUGAGUUUCUGUUUUGGUCGUGACCUCAAGCUUGUCCAGGAUGGCUUUGAAAGGGUGGCCUUCCCCCUCCUGAGAGGACCGCGGGGCUCCCAGAGGAUCUCCUCCGCCAGGCGGGGGAUGCUCAGCCGUCUUUGAAGGCGCAUCGUCCGUCGGCAGACGCUCGCUCGCUCCCUCUCGUCGAGCCGAUUCCUGACCAACCUCCGUCCGCCAUGGGGACUGCAGAGGUCACUUUACGCAUGGACAGCAUGGAGGUGAAGGACGAGUGGCAGGACGAGGACUUCCCCAGGCCUCUACCCGAAGACGGCGAUUCCUCGUGUGGCCUCACAGACAACAGAAACAACGUCCCCAGUAGCCUGAAUGUGGGCGGCGGGUCAGCCAGGGACCAGUCCAAGCGCCGCACGCUGACCGCCCCCGACAUGAACCUGUCGCUGGAGCACAGCGAGGGCUCGCUGCUCUCCGACGACCUGGACAUCAACGUCGACGACAUCGAGACCCCCGACGACACCGACUCGCUGGACUUCGCCAGUAACGCCAACGAACUGGAGUGGGAAGACGACACCCCGGUGGCCAGCGCCAAGUGCCUCCCGGGCGAAGGCGAGGAGGAGCGCGACUCGACGGGCCGCCUGUGGCGAACGGUCGUCGUGGGCGACCAGGAGCAGCGCAUCGACAUGCAGGUCAUCAGGCCCUACCUGAGGGCGGUGACGCACGGAGGCUAUUACGGGGAAGGCCUGAAUGCCAUCAUCGUGUUCGCGGCCUGCUAUCUGCCUGACAGCAGUUGUGACGACUACUCCUACAUCAUGGAGAACCUCUUCUUGUACGUGGUGAGCAGCUUGGAGCUGCUGGUGGCCGACGACUACAUGAUCGUCUACCUGAACGGAGCCACGCCCCGCAGGAAGAUGCCCGGCAUCGGCUGGCUCAAGAGAUGCUACCAGAUGAUUGACAGGAAAUUGAGGAAGAACCUCAAGUGUCUGAUCAUUGUUCACCCGACGUGGUUCAUCCGGACCAUCCUGGCCAUCUCCAGGCCGUUCAUCAGCGUGAAGUUCCUGGACAAGAUCCGCUACGUGCACACGCUGGGCGAGCUCCGCUUGCUCAUCCCCAUGGAACACGUGCAGGUGCCCGACGGCGUGCUGCAGUACGAUGACGAGAAGGUCAAAGCCAGACUGGAGCAAGAGCAGCAAAACGCCAACUUGCCGCCGCCAAAAGAAAGGCCGAAGCCCGUGACGUCCGAGAUUGGCCGCGACAUUUGACAUUCAAAGAUUUUCGAACGGUGACAACGGCUCAAGAUGGCACGCGGCCCGACUGGAUGUGGAACACGCAAGACAAUCAUUUGUCGCUCACAUUGCGGUCAAGGAUACGGUGUACUGUAAAUACUUCAUGCAAGCUCCAAAUGAAAAGCUUUAUUGCUUUAAUGUGUACAUAUAUAUUUUUUUUUGAGGUGGGGAAAAAAGAGGUGUCUUACAUAUUUGGUUCUUAUGAAUGCCAUGUGGUUGAGUCAUGUGCAAUGAUGUCAUUAUUUUUUUGAACCCUCCGCGGACGAGGGCAGAAGUGGCAUGCCCGGUGAUGUCUAUUUUCUUUCAUUUACGUUGUUUUUGCCAGAUGGAAAUCAAUGACAAAUGAAGCUAAUUCAAAGAUGAUAAAAGUCUUCUUACUAAAAAUGGAACAUCCUGUUCGUUAUAUUUAAAAAAAAAAAAAAGAAGUCAAGAAAGAAUAAACGUGUCAUGCCGCAUGCCGUUGUAACCAUCUACUUCCCUGUAUGCAACCUUGACCCACUGGUACUUACCUCAUUCGCUGAAUGUUUUUUGGGACUUCCGGGUCGAAGUUAUAAAUAACAUAUGUGCA